AUGGAGUGGAACUCUGUGAACGGGUCUAGCCCGGACUUUCUGUAUAAACCGCCCUUAUCGUUCGAACGUCUAUUAAAAAUUUGUCAUGAGAAAGGCGUAAGAAAUUACACUGUUUUUCUUAAAGGUAUAGAGAAAAUUAUUAACGUAAACAAUCCUAAAACUUUAAAAGAUGAAAUAUCCAGCAAAGUGGCUUUAGUUAAAAAUAUUGACUUCAUUAAAAUGAUAAGGUAUGGAAGGCUUCUGAUAAAUACCUCAGUGGCUGAAUGCGAGUGGCAAAUAUUAAACAUAUCUGAAUUGCAUAACGUAAAGGUUUCCCCGAUGCUUGUCAUGACUGAACUGACAAGCAAAUUUCUUCUGUCGGCUAUUCCAGUAGAAGUCGAGCUCUCGGAGCUAGCUAAUGAGCUGAAUCAUAAUAACGAUAUCGAAGUAUUAAAUUUAAGAAGAUUCAUGGUUAAAAGCCCAGACAGUAACAAGAAACCCUCGGAAAGAGUACUUGUCACUAUUGUAGGACAUCACUUGCCAGAACAUGUAAACGUAUGGCUGACAAGACAUAGGAUUACAAGGGUCUAUGAUAAUUCAAGGCAACGUCCUCAAUGUCUGAGGUUUGGUCACGGGAUUAAAAGCUGUAGAGGAUUAGUAAGAUGUAGAAAAUGUAGCGAAAAUAAUACCAGGCCACAGUGCCAGAGUGUGCAGAUCAAGUGUGCAUUGUGCAGUAACUCAAAUGAAGCAUCCUCGAAGAAUUGCCCCAAAUACAUCGAAGAGGGCAAUAUUCUAAAAUAUAGUGCUGACCAUUCAUGUUCCCAGUAG
Messenger RNA from Stegodyphus dumicola, 807 nucleotides. RefSeq lists its product as uncharacterized. NCBI's taxonomy places the organism in Eukaryota, Metazoa, Arthropoda, Arachnida, Araneae, Eresidae. The record is from RefSeq and is a predicted model, not a curated record.